CAUUUAAUAUUUCUAAUUAGUGCAAACCAAACAUUUCCUCUGUGUGAUACGACUUGCGACUUACGACUUACGAGAGCUUAUAAUGCAGAUGAUGCCCCCAUGGUUGUCACGCACGGGUGAGUUUUUGAAGAAGUAGGGUUUCCAGCCGAUGCCGGAGUGGGGAAGACGUGAACAUGAGAGUUUCAGUCCUCCCUUUACCAAUUUACUCACAUUUAAUCCGAUCUUACAAGACCCACAAAUCUUUCUGCUUAGCUUCAGUCCUGCAACUCUCUUCAGUUCCAGAGCUUACCCGCACACCUGUAACCGAAUUGCAUUUUCGCGAGAAUUCCAACGACUUACACGCUGAUUUUGCUGAGAAAAUCACUUCGGAAUCAUCAUUAUUCCAGGAAAACAUUUCGGAAUCUGACUUCUCUGGAAACUCAUCUUCCACAGAGCACAGGUACGCCAAAUCUACGGCAACUGUCUCGAAAAACGCAGUUUCCACGCAAGCACAUGCAAUUGAUGUUCUUCUGAGCCACAAAAACGAUCCGAAAAAGGCUUUGAAGUACUUCAAAUGGGCCGAGAAACGGAGAGGAUAUGUGCGUGGCAUCAACGCCUUCUGUGUUUUGCUUCACAUUUUGAUGGGUUCCUCGGAGAAUCAUCGCAGUGUCAAGUCUUUGCUUAACCAAAGUGUUUCAGGUGAUUCAGGUGCAGUCGCUUGUGUUCUUAUUGAUCUCUUAAUUGAGACCUCAAAGAGGUUUGGUUUUGAAUUAUAUCCUCAGGUUUUCAGUUAUUUGUUGAAUAGUUAUAUUAGGGUUGGGCGGAUGGAAGAUGCUAUAACAUGUUUUGAUAAAAUGAUCGACAAUGAUGUAGUUCCAUUGGUUUCCUGUUUGAAUAUUGCUUUGACUACAUUGGUUAGGGAAAAAGAAAUUGGGAAAGCACAGGUUUUGUAUGAAAAGAUGGUCUCAAGGGGAAUUAGUGGUGAUUGCAUUACAUUGCAUGUGAUGAUGCAGGCUAGUCUGAAAGAAGGGAGGGCCGAGGAGGCUGAGACAUAUUUUAGGGUAGCAAAGAGAAGAGGACUAAAACUUGAUAUGGCUACGUAUAAUACUGUUAUUCAGGCUGUUUGUAGGAAACCUGAUUCAAUUGCAGCUUGUGAGUUGUUGAAUGAGAUGAAACAAAUGGGGCUUGUGCCAUCUGAGGGUACAUUUACUGGCAUAAUUGGGGCUUGCGUGAAGCAGAGAAAUAUGGUAGAAGCUCUGAGGGUAAAGGAUGAAAUGGUUUCUAGUGGAUGGCAGAUGAAUUUGGUGGUUGCAACUAGCUUGAUGAAGGGGUUUUGUGUGCAUGGUGAUUUGGGUGGUGCUUUGGAUUUGUUUGAUAAUAUUAUUGGGGAUGGACUUACUCCAAACAUGGUUACUUUCUCAGUUAUUAUCGAAGGGUGCUGUAGGAAUGGAAACAUGGAAAGGGCAUAUGAACUUUACACCCAAAUGAAAUCCAUGGGGCUCCAACCUAGUGUCUUUAAUGUGAAUUCCAUAAUACGAGGUUUCUUGAAAGCUCUGUUGUGGGAAGAGGCAUCCAAGCUAUUUAAUGAGGCAGUUGAAAGUGGUGUUGCCAAUGUUUUUACAUACAAUGUUCUCAUGUCUUGGUUCUGUAGACAGGGCAAGUUGAAUGAAGCAUUAAGUGUCUGGGAUAAGAUGGGGAGUGAGGGAGUGAAACCAAGCUUAGUUUCUUAUAAUAUCCUGAUACUUGGCCACUGCCGAAAAGGCAAUACAGAUAUUGCUUUCAGUUUAUUUUCUGAGAUGCUUGAGAAGGGUUUGAAACCUAAUGUUGUCACAUAUUCUAUAUUAAUGGAUGGGUAUUUCAGAAAGGGUGAGACUGAACAAGCUCUUGAUUUGUUUGAACAGAUGGUGAAUUUAAGGAUUGCCCCCACUGACUAUACAAACAAUAUAAUUAUCAACGGUAUUUGCAAAGUUGGCAUGACAUCUGAGGCUAGGGGUUUGCUGAAGAAGUUUGUAGAGAAGGGUUUUAUUCCUUCCUGUAUGACUUACAACAGCAUUAUAGAUGGAUUUAUCAAAGAGGGUACCAUUAAUUCUGCAUUGGCUGUUUACAGAGAAAUGUGUGAAAGCGGUGUUUCUCCAAAUGUUGUUACCUACACAAGUUUAAUUAAUGGCUUUUUAAAAAGUAAAAUUAUUGAUCUUGCUUUGAAAAUGAAGAAUGAGAUGAGAAACAAGGGUCUAGACUUGGAUGUUACUGCAUAUGGUGCACUCAUUGAUGGGUUUUGUAAAAGAAGAGACAUGGAGAGUGCACAAGAACUUUUCUCUGAGCUACAAGAGGUUGGAUUGUCUCCAAAUACAAUUGUUUACAAUAGCAUGAUUAGUGGCUUUAGAAAUGUAAAUAACAUGGAAGCUGCCCGUGUGUUACAUAAGAAGAUGAUCAGUGAGGCCAUUCCUUGUGAUUUGGAAACAUAUACUACAUUAAUUGAUGGUUCUCUAAAAGAAGGGAGAAUACUUUUUGCAUUUGAUUUAUACUCGGAGAUGCUUGCCAAGGGUAUUGUGCCUGAUAAUAUUACCUUUACUGUUCUGGUAACCGGUCUUUGUAAUAAAGAAGGAACACUAGAUAAUGCACACAAAAUCUUGGAAGAUAUGGAUAAGAAGCAUGUGACUCCUAGUGUUCUUAUUUAUAAUACAUUAAUUGCUGGGCACUUCAAGAAGGGAAAUUUGCAGGAGGCUUUUAGAUUGCAUGAUGAAAUGCUUGACAGGGGUCUUGUACCUGACGACACCACUUAUGACAUUCUUGUAACUGGAAAGUCUAAGGGAAAUAACUUCCUUACUGUGGCUUCAGGGGCCUAAUAAACCAGUCAAUUGGUCACCCUUUGGUUGCUUUCUUUUAAUUAUAUGGUCCGGCGGAGAAGAAAUUUAUUGUGUUCUUUGACAUUUGUCCUUUUCACACCCUUCACCUUCUAUGAGGGCAGGUCAGACACAAUCAUCUAUCUCAUUGUUCUGGCAAAAAAUGACUGAGAUAUUGUGGAUUUUUUCAAACUUCUUUUGCACUUAUGCAGUUUCUUGAGGUUAGCUAGCAUGUCACAGGUGUGGAUGAGCUUGCAAUCAACUUACGUCUUUGCAUGCUGCAUUGUUCACUCGCAUGUUCAAAUCACACUUGUUGCCAGGGAUAUUGCUUCCCCCCAAGGUAAUUGGCUGAAGGUCGCCCUAUAUUUAAGUACAGAUGAAAUACCGAAAACGUAAAACAUGGGGGCAAGAAAUUUUGUUGCAACCCUGGAAAACAUCAACAUGAAGCAUCUACCCUGAUGUAUUGAACUGGUUUAGUGAAAAAUUCUCCAACAUGACUCUGAAAACUAACCUGAAGCAGCAGCAUAUUGUAGUUCAUUGUAAUCUUAUUACCUUGCUCCACGUGCCAUGAUAUUUUGUGGUGGCUCCUGGUUGCACCGUUGUACAUGUUCCUUUAAGAAAUCAAGUAAUUUACAAUUAAGUUCA
Messenger RNA from Malania oleifera, 3467 nucleotides. Its product is annotated as pentatricopeptide repeat-containing protein At3g54980, mitochondrial-like. Gene Ontology annotation, molecular function: protein binding. The record is from RefSeq and is a predicted model, not a curated record. Bases 174 to 2825 code for a protein of 883 amino acids. NCBI's taxonomy places the organism in Eukaryota, Viridiplantae, Streptophyta, Magnoliopsida, Santalales, Ximeniaceae. The transcript has 3 exons.